CACACACCUUGACAAUGGCUACCAUAACGCUAUACCAAAAUGACUUCCUCUUUAGCACAUCAAAACGUAUCUGGUGUACAUCGUAAAAUGUCAGGAAGAGCAGGUCAAUUACACAUUGAGCCGUCUCCUAUUCAUUUUCGUAUCCCGAUCGAAACAAAACAAUCACCUAAAACACUUUACACGGAUAUAAAACCAUUAAGUAAAGAUGAUGCUUUGAUGAUGGAAAGCAGGCAUGCUUUCUUGUUGUGGGAAGAUGAUUCGCCUUAUUGUCGUUUAGCUUUUCCUCGUUCAGAUGCCGCCUUUCUCGAGGAUGCAAAUGGCUCGGGUUUACGAAUGUCAAGUGAACCACCUCCAGACUCACCUUCAAAGUUAGCAAAUCAAUAUUUCGAUUUAUAUCUAAAAGGAAAAUUAUACAAUCGAUGGGCAGCUUGGACAUUUUCACGUUCAACGCCAUUGACAGAAUCAACAUCAAGCGAUGCUCCAGCGCCAGAUCAAUUGAUCGUUUUGCGAACCGAUAAAUUUCCUCCGAUUUGGGAAGAAGAAUCAAUACAACAUGGUGGUGUUAGAAACCCAUACCAUCGUGUUGAUUUGGUACCUUCCAAGAGACACGUUCAAAUCUAUGCAAAGAGCAAGGAUGGGAAAGAAGAAUACUUGGUUGCUGAUACGGCAAAUAUCGUUUCACCACAACAUGCAUUCGCUCUCUUUGAAAGCAGGUUUCCUACUAGGUGGUACUUGCCCACUUCUGCUUUGACAAGCACAGGAUCGAUAAAGCUCAGACCAAGUGCAGGUGCCAAAUUGGAAGAGUAUGACGAAGAUGGUCUAGUAACAGUAUGUCCUUACAAAGGAUAUGCACGUUAUCAUCACCUCACCUUACCCGACGGUGACACUUUGGAGAAUAUUGCAUGGGCAUAUCCCGUGCAAAUUCCCGCAUUCGACGCUCGUCAACUUGUCGCAUUCUACACCCCAGGUCAAGAUCGUUUAAAGCUUGUAGUCGAUGGAGAAGAAGUCAAGUCUUGACAAAACCCCUUUGAGUUGAUGAUAAUAUUACAUGUAUUGAGAAAGAGAAAAUUUUAUUACACUUUGACUUCGAAC
Molecule: messenger RNA, 1092 nt
Organism: Meira miltonrushii
Lineage: Eukaryota; Fungi; Basidiomycota; Exobasidiomycetes; Exobasidiales; Brachybasidiaceae
Exons: 1
Coding region: 40-1017 (325 amino acids)
Source: RefSeq, a predicted model, not a curated record